This is a messenger RNA of Rubroshorea leprosula, 821 nucleotides long. Lineage: Eukaryota; Viridiplantae; Streptophyta; Magnoliopsida; Malvales; Dipterocarpaceae. The record is from the annotation of a GenBank genome assembly.
UGAGGAUGAAAAAGCAUUUGCUGACGUGGAAACGGAAAACAUGCAUCUGGAAAUCCUAAAACGGAGGAAAAAAACUUAAGAGAGCACUAACGGCGCGGAGAAUACCCGAAUGUAGCAAGCUGAGCGAGGAAGAAGGGAUACUGCUUCAGAGGAACGAGAGCCAGUUUAUAAAGCACGCGAUUCCCUACUCCCUACUCCCAGCACCACCGUAGCCGUAGCCGCAAUCGCUACUUCCACCGUCUGAUUUCUCUCUCUCGUCCUGCUAUCCAUCUCUUCCACACUCCGAUCAACAACUCUCCGAUCCUCGAGUGAGUAAGAGCACGCUCCCGCCUUCUUCGCCACAUCUCCGCCAUCCGAUCAACUGUCUUUCUCGUCUUCUUUCUCUACAAAGUGAACCUGGCUCCGCCGUCGUUUGAGGUGAUCGCCGUCUAUAUUCUCUCUUCCCCUGCAACUUAGCUGUCGAAUGGUCUUACUCUGUCUUCUGCAUCUUCAAUUUAAUCCAUAGAGAGAGGAACUCUCAUUCUUCACUCUCAAACAUGUUCUUCCACAUACUGUUGGAGCGCAACAUGCAGCUGCAUCCGCGCCACUUCGGCCGCAACCUCCGUGAGAACCUCGUAUCCAAGCUCAUGAAAGAUGUCGAGGGCACUUGCAGGAGAGUUAUAACUGUACACAAAUAUGCUCCUGAUUCCGAGAGAUUUCUACCAGAAACUGUUUAUACCAGAUACUUUAUACCAGAUACUGUUUACUCUCCCCCUCAAGCUGGUGCAUGAGGGUCAUGAAUGCCCAGCUUGUCCCGCAUCAAAUAAAAAUUGUCCUUGCCC